AUGACUCCGAAGGGGGAUCUUAGCGUGGUUUCGCCCCUUGAAGGACACGCCUCUGUGUUCCUGAGGCAGCAGGCGUUGGUGGCGGCCAUCAGCGAGAAGGACGCUAACAUCGCGCUGCUGGAGCUGUCGUCCAACAAGAGGAAGAAGGCCCAGGAGGAGGUGAUGGCGCUCAAGAGGGAGAAGGACAGGCUCAUGCACCAGCUCAAACAGCAGACUCAGAGUCGGAUGAAGCUGAUUUCGGAAAACUACGAGGAAGACCACCACCAUCCCCAUCCUCAUCCUCAGCCUCACCAUCCUCACUACCAACACCCCCAACACCCCCAACACCCCCAACACCACCCUCACCAGCACCAUCAACAUCACCCCCACCAGGUGCAUCAGCACCACCGGAGUCUCCCCAGGGGCCCGCCCCAUGCCAACCACCGGCCCCCCGUGGACCAGGACGACGAGGAAGGAAUCUGGCAUGAUAGACAUCUCCCCGUAAGGAGGCGCUGGCUCCAUUUCCACUGAGUGAGUUCUCUCCUUACUUAAUAAUAAAUCUUAACUUAAGUCCAUCUCCUCACUUGGUUAAUCCUCCUUCCCUCAAACCUUUUGAUAAGCUUUAGCUAAAUGUCCGUGCAACCUUGUUAAACAUUGCACACACACACACACACAGACGUUGUGUGUUUGUGUGUUUGUGUUUAUGUGUGUUGUUAGCCUGACCUCCUAAACAAUAGGUCUCUUGAGGCAGCUUUAGUGGCCAUUAGCGAGAAACAAGGAUGGCAUCCACAGUAACCACAACCUUACCAAACACACUAUUGCCCAACUGGCCCUCUUUACAGUGACUUUGGUAUCUGAGAUGGGUUUGAGCGGGGUAGGUGUAUGUGUGUAUGUGUGUGUGUGUGUGUGUGUGUGGG
This is a messenger RNA of Gadus macrocephalus (Pacific cod), 896 nucleotides long. RefSeq names its product ERC protein 2-like. Gene Ontology annotation, biological process: neuromuscular synaptic transmission; maintenance of presynaptic active zone structure; regulation of synaptic plasticity. Lineage: Eukaryota; Metazoa; Chordata; Actinopteri; Gadiformes; Gadidae. The record is from RefSeq and is a predicted model, not a curated record. Gene Ontology annotation, cellular component: cytoskeleton of presynaptic active zone. Bases 1 to 510 code for a protein of 169 amino acids. Gene Ontology annotation, molecular function: structural constituent of presynaptic active zone. The transcript has 4 exons.